Molecule: messenger RNA, 753 nt
Organism: Cercospora beticola
Lineage: Eukaryota; Fungi; Ascomycota; Dothideomycetes; Mycosphaerellales; Mycosphaerellaceae
Source: RefSeq, a predicted model, not a curated record
UCAACAGCCAUUGCAAAGCAAUAUAUACUCUCUUGACCAUCCUCGGCCUAUCUACACUCUUCCCAAACUUUCACAUCACCAACCGCCAAAAUAGCUCCGUUCUUCGGCUCGCAUACCAGAAAACUCAGCCGUACUUCCAAUCCGGUCCAUCAAUCCCCCGAGACUACCAAUACUACCACAAUGUCUCAAGACCCAUUGGAAAUCGCAAAGCAAGCUGAGCGUGAUCUCAACUCGCAGGAGGCGAAGGGUAACACGAAGAAUGCUAGUGAUUCAGUCAACGACUCCGGCGUAAACGAAAACGUAGAAACCAAAUUCCCCGGCGCAACCGUCAAAAUCGGUGGUCAAGGUGCAGGAGACAACCGCGAGAUUCCUCUUGAUGAGGGCGGAAGUAUUAAUAAGGAGACCGGCCAACCAACCAAAGCCAAAGACUUCGAAGGCCCCGGCGGACCGGAAGAUAAAGCGGCAAUUGACGCAGCGAACCGAGGCGGAGAUAAUGAUAUUCGGGAGAAUGUGAGGCAGGGUGGGGAGACGAAGAGGCCUUGAGGGGAUCUGUGAUCUCAAGAAGAAAAAAGAAAGAGAUGGCAUUGGGAUACAUCGAGAUGAGGAACGACUCUCUUGUGAGAGACUUAUGUCUCAACGUGAUCAUGGCUUGAAUAAGAAAUUCGAAUGAAAAAUGGCACACAUGACACACACAUCACCAAUCUUGUUCAGUCUUGCGAAGAAUGAUGAAUGUCUUCUGUUCACAUGAGGCAG